AUGUCUCCUGUAAAGAAUUUAGUGCUAAAAUAUGACGCUUUGAAUGAAGAGAACUCUUUUACUGAUGGAGAUACCAUCACGGGAACCUUCAGCUUCACUUUGACCGAAAAAACUGAAAUCAAGAGCAUUUGCGUCAGAGUCAGUGGGCUCAUGCAUGUGUACAGCAUCAAAAACGGCUUUCUAAGCACCCAAGAACGGGACUACUUCGACAUCCAGGAGAUCCUAGUCGGAAAAGAAUCCAGUGGUAAGAAAGAAAAUUAAUGCCCUUCAUCCUGCCUCUCUUCUCUUAUUUUUCAAAAAGCACUAAUAUACAACAUAUACAAUGUUCAUUUCAAUGGAUUUGUUGCCAUGUCUAUAGCCUUGCUUAUUUUGGUAAAGACACUUUCUGUUCUUGUAGAUGACACUAUCAUUUAUCCAACAAAUAUUAGUAGUACCAUCAUUUUUCUUCCAGAGACUGUUCUUCCCUGUGGAAAUCAUGUCUAUGAAUUCAACCUCCUCAUACCUGAAGGGUAAGUAAACCAAAAUGUAAGGUCAUCAUAGUCUCAAUGAUAGUCUGAUGUUAUUUCACUUCAGAUUUUCUGUAUUUAUAAAACUAUGAUAGCACAACUAUCUCGUGUUUCUCUGCCACAGAAGCUUUCCAGCAUCAUUUAAGGGGAUAGGUGGAAAGAUCAUCUUCAAGCUGGAGGCUAAGUUGGUCGGGAGUAAGGGGAUUCAACAUACUCUCACAAAGGAGCUCAGUUUUGUGUCCAAGGCAAUUCCAAACCCGCAGUCUCUGAUGGUGUGUAUAACAUUUAAAAAGAUCAAUUUGAUGUUGUGUGAGAGAUACUGGACUCCUUUCAUCCACAAGCUUGUAUGAGGAGACUCAGUUUUGUGUUCAGCCUCCCAGUAGUGACCCAGCCUAUUUAUAAACCAUUUCUAUAAAAUAAUUGUAAACAUAAUACAGGCAGAAAUAAAUUCUCCUUCAUUUCUACAGAACAUAAAUGCUACUUUGAGGACAGCUGGAGCUUUAUAACAUCAAAUGAAAAUUAUGUGUUUAUGAGAACUGGACUUUGGUCAGGCUUGUAGUUACACCUUUAACUGUUAAAGCAGUGACCUUUUUUCAUUUCCAGAAAUACACAAAAAUCUGUAACCCAAUACGUCAGUUCAAUUUCUUUAGUUCUGAGAAAGUGAAAAGACAGCGAUCUUUAAAUGCAGUAAAAUAAAUGCAUUAAACACUAAACACAUGAGAAUCAGUAACCUUGAGGUCAAAUUGUGCGGCCUGUGUAAAGAGGUCAAGAGUCCUCAACAUUUUAGGCAGCCUAAAAAGUCCUAUCGAUACCUCCCAGUUUCUUACUCUACUCCUGAAGAAUGGCAUAAAUGACAAGAGACAAAGACUGACUCCAGUAAGAAGUUUAAAUCACAUUAAGAUGGAAAAUUACAGCAGCUCUGGGUUGUUUUCAUCCAGAACUUUUGUAAUAAAACAUAUGGAGUUUUAUUUCAGUUGGACAUGUGACUCAGGUACAGCUCUUGUGAAAGUGUGAUGUCCUUAUUGAGAUCAAUCAAACUUUCCUUGGAUGAAAUUCAUAGUUGAAAGAUAUUCUUUUGCUUAGAGUGACCAUGUUAGGUAUUUUCUUGGCAAGAGAAAACUUAGCAGGUUAAAACAAAGAGAGAAAAAUAACAGAGAAGUUAAAAACAAAAGACUUGAGCAGAGCACAUCAAACUCCAUCCUGACUUUAACUAAUACUCCAUGUGUUUUGGCAACUGAUGAAGUUCUGAAGAAGAACUGUAUCGAUCCCCGAGAGAAAUUCAAUAAAUGAUAAAUUUAAUGAUAAAAAACAAGGUAGCAUUUGAACACUCUUGUGUCACCAACUACUCCGUGGUGGUGAUUUGUACUUUCUUCCAGUUUUUCUUCGUGUUACCAUGAUCUAAUACUUCAGUAUAUGUUGCACAAAAUUGGUCUUUCAUUUUAACACAUUUUUAAGUGUACUUACUUUUUUUAGGGACCUUACUGGUACCUGCUUUCAUAACUGUGUAUCAGAUUGAAAGUAGCUGAAUUUGUAUUCAGUGAUGGUCUUAAGGUGCUGAAUACUCCUGUAGCUCUCAAAUCAUGCACAACAUUCUUGUAAUAAUGGCGUUUGAUCCAGAGUAAUUGUUUUUUCUAUUCAUUGCAUUUCAGCUGCAGCAAGUUGAAUCAACGAGCAAACAGAUUGGGUUUUUGUCAAGAAGAGAUGUGCACAUGGAAGUCACGAUUGACAAGGGGGCUUAUUCUCCAGGUAAACCUCUCCUCAUUCAUGGCAGGCUGAAGUUCACCAAGUGCAUCUUAUUUGUCUAGCAUUAUUUUUAACAGGCAAUUAAUCAUACUGUACACUCCUGUGAGGAGUUUUUGGCUAGUUAUAAAACAAGCUAAAGUUAACACUGAUGCGUUAGGGACCUGUAAAAAAUAAACAAUACUGUGGCAAAUAGAAUACAAGACAGUUCAAGGGAACUUCAGUCGUAUAUGUAGCUCACAAGUGGAAAAAAAAAAACUCAUGGUAUUUUGUUAUUUCCCUCACAGGUGAAACGGUGAUGAUUGUUGCAAAUAUCAACAACUCUUCAUCAUACCAGGUGACACCCAGAUUCUGUUUCGAAAAGACUGAGGUUUACUAUUGCAAAUAUAAUGAGAGAAGUGACAGAGAUAUUAUGGUGAAACUGCAUGGCAGCACCGUCAAAGCCCGAACCCAGACCAAGGUGAAGUGUGCCAUGCCUCUUCCACCAGAAAUGGUGCAGACGAUACAGAACUGUAGCCUCAUUCAAGUGGAAUACUAUGUAAAGGUAUGUAGAGAUUUAACUGUGUUUCUUUAUUCUAAAGCAUGAUCAGCUCAGCAUUUGAGCAUUUUUGGUAAGCUUGUUUUGAAAGGAUUGAUAUGGACUUUGAAAGAGAUUGUACUAAUGUGUCUGACUGUCAAAUGUUCUGUAGCUGUUCUGUUUUAUUUUAUGAGAAAAUAUCUUACCAAUAUAUUUAUAUUAUCCUUUCUAGGUGUACCUUGACAUCAGCUUUGACGGGAAACUGAAGAUUGUGUUCCCGGUGAUCAUAUACCCUCCAAGCUUAGGUUGUAUCCCACUGCCUGAUGAUACUGCACACACCCCUCCAGUAGGUGCUGUUGAGGGUCCAAGCAACAGUGAUGUCUCUCUCCGUGCAGCACUUCUUCCCCCACUGCCUAGUGCCCCAUCCUCUACCCCACAUUUUGACGUAUACCCAACACUUCCUGCAUACAAUUCGCUGCCUUCUGCGCUGAUGAAGACAGACUUCCUGUCCCAGUCUGAUGAGGCUCCUCCAGCAUAUUCAGUCCUUUUUUCCUUCCUUUGUUAAUGAACAGUCGGAUGCAUAAUAAUCUAAUGCAUGCUUAAUCACUCAUUUUGUUUUUGUUUACCAAGGACCAAUUGAUCAGCUUUUUGUGCUAAAAAAAAAACAAAGUUAUUGUUGACAGUUUUUGUCACUGUGCAGUCAAGUGUCUUACCUGAAACUUUAAACUCAGCUCAUGUGUAAAGGUAGAAAGAAACUUGAAAUUAAGAUAGGUAUCAGGUAAAACAGUGAGUGGAUAAAAAAAAAAAAGAAUGAUUAAAUUAAGUAAAUGUUGUUAAAACUGAAGUAAAAAGUCUGCGAAAGACUAAAGGAUAUCACUCCAAAUCAGAAGUUUUUGAUGACAGCAUCUUGCCAUAUAUCUUCACAGAACCGACAAACUGGUCAUUGCUUUACAUGCUUUUUGAAUUUAGCGAGUAGCCAUCCAAAAUGCAUCACUUGGUAGACAAAGAAGAUAAAGAAGACAAGUUUUUGAUAGUAAAAACUUGUCAGGUGGAGUAUUGUACUUAACGCACAUCACAGGAGUUUGUCCUUGAAGCUCACUUUUUCGGGAAGGAAUACUGAUGAACUGGUGACAGGAUCAAGGAUUGUCAAGGUUUAUUUUUAAAGCACUUUUCAUACAUAUAAUGUAGCACAAAGUCCAUUCAAGCAGGAAAUAAAAAACAAUGAAAAAAGAAAAAAAAAAAUACCCCACCCACCCUCCCAACCCCCAUCUAAAACAUACAGCACUCACAUGCUCACACACACACAGAUGCAUAUGCAAAAGACCAGGACUCUUCUACUUGCCACAGAUAAGAGUACAAACUAAGGUACAAUAUAAUACAUUUGAUGAUAAUAACAAUACUUAUACUCAUAAUAAUAAUAAUAACAAUAUUUAUUAUUAAAGCCAUUAUUAUAAUAAAAACUAAAUUAAUUAGAUAAUAAAAUUUAAAUAAAAAAUAAGGUGGAUGAUUUCAUAACAGUAAUAGUAAAAAAAACAGUUGUAAUAAUAAUAAUAAUAAUAAUAAUAAUAAUAAUAAUAAUAAUAAUGAUGAUGAAAUAAGAGAACUUUUCUUGUCAGAGCUGGAUGUUUUUGGUCUGUAACUCAUAAAAAAGGAGCUUAUACACAGAAUAUUUGGCUGAUAUACUGAAAUGUUCUGAUUGAUUAGCUAUUUUCUGUAACUGAUCAAUGUAUUAUUUCUGUUAUAAUAUUAGGCUUUCAUCAACCCACAGUAAUGUGUAUUCACCUAUUCACCUUGCAAGAUCCUUGAAUGACAGUUUUGUGGAAUAAAUAAAAAAGUUGUCUUUUGUUUUUUAAA
Xyrichtys novacula (pearly razorfish) is the source of this 4617-nucleotide messenger RNA. Lineage: Eukaryota; Metazoa; Chordata; Actinopteri; Labriformes; Labridae. The record is from the annotation of a GenBank genome assembly.